Molecule: messenger RNA, 2193 nt
Organism: Sorex fumeus (smoky shrew)
Lineage: Eukaryota; Metazoa; Chordata; Mammalia; Eulipotyphla; Soricidae
Gene: SREK1IP1
Product: SREK1 interacting protein 1
Exons: 5
Coding region: 134-601 (155 amino acids)
Molecular function (GO): nucleic acid binding; zinc ion binding
Source: RefSeq, a predicted model, not a curated record
UCCGCCCGGGCCGCCCCCGAGCCGCCGCGGCGCGCGUGGGAGGAAGGGGCCGCGCUCCGGAGCACCGUCCUCGCGGCGGGCGGCGAGCGCCCCGAAGCCGGGGCCCUGCGACCCCCGCCCCUUUCCCGGCGCCAUGGCAGUCCCAGGUUGCAACAAAGACAGUGUUCGAGCAGGCUGUAAAAAGUGUGGCUACCCUGGUCACCUGACUUUUGAAUGCCGCAAUUUUCUCCGAGUAGACCCUAAAAGGGACAUUGUUUUGGAUGUCAGUAGCACCAGCAGUGAAGAAAGUGAUGAAGAAAAUGAAGAACUGAAUAAAUUGCAAGCCUUACAAGAAAAAAGAAUAAAUGAAGAAGAAGAGAAGAAAAAAGUAAAAAGCAAAGAAAAAAUCAAGUUGAAAAAGAAAAGAAAAAGGUCUUAUUCAUCCAGUUCCAUUGAAGAGGAAACUUCAAAACAAAAGAAACAAAAAUAUCAGAAGAAAGAAAAGAAGAAAGAAAAAAAGAAUAAGUCAAAAAAGGGAAAACAUCACAAAAAGGACAAAAAGAAAAGAAAAAAGGAAAGGCAUUCUCCCAACCCUAAUAGUUCUGAAAUUUCAAAAAAGUAACUAAGACUUUGGCCUGUGCCAUUCAACUUAAAAUUUUGGUUUUGAAAAAUUUUUGACCUCCCUUGGAAUUUGCUAUACAAUUACGCUUGGCAUAAAUCACAGUCUUUCCAUAUAGAUAUUUUUUCAUAAAUGGGACCUUUACCUUCAACAGUAUAUUUUUCAUGUGCUGUGAUCAUAAGCAUUUAAUCAGUCUUCUUCGUAAGAUUUAGCCAUGUCCUAAAUUUAGAUAUUUUGCAUACAAAACACAUUAAUUUGUGUAUUCGCAUCUCUAUGUUUUGACUACUGCUGUUACUUCAUAAGUUGAUUAUAAAUAGCUUCACCACAGUCAGUGCAGGUGCUCUCCCUAACAGUAAUUGUAAGUAAGUAUUGACAAGUCGAGUGUCCACCUUUCAGUGAAAAAGCCAGAUAGGAGAUGAUGCUUUGCUCAACACUGAAAAAUUCAGUAGCUUUAUAUUCUAUAAUAAUGCAUAAAAAUAGUGAAGUUCUUCACUGUUGUUUUUAAAUCAUUCAGCUGUUUUCGAAUGUCAUAGAAGACAAGCUGAUUUACUGUUGCCAGCAGGAAAAAGAUGAAAAUUUAUGGCAAAGUUGCACUGUUUUAUGAAAUGCAUUUUGUGUACCUGCCUCCUUUGUUUUUGUGACAACUAAAAUGUUCCUCCUUGUUUCAAAAUAAUAAUAAGUUUAGCUUAGCCUGUUAGUGAGUCUCACAGAGAUGAUGCUGUGUUAGGCAUGAUUUUUAGGAUAGACUCCUGGGUUUUAAAAAUGUGCCACAUUGGCAUUUCUUAAAGUGAUACCUCAAAAACAAAAGUUUUUAUUUUAGGGGAAUAACAGCGACAUCUUCAUUAGAAGUAAUUUUUAUCGUAUUGAGUAUGUAAAUUUUAUGAAGCUUGUUUGUAUGAGUAAUUGGGAAAUUUUUAUAAAUGUGAACAUAUAUAUUUAUUUGACUGAAAUAAUUCUUAGUUUUGAAGCUGGUUUCACAAUGAGUUUAAACUUUCAUAAAUGAUCAGUUCGGGGUGUUUCUUUUACUUCAGGCGUAAACCUUAGGAGCAGUGACAAAAUUUAGGAUAGGGAAUUUUAUUCUCUGCUUUUAGAAAAUUAAGAGCUACAGGGGAGUUGCAUCAUGAAAGCCUUUGUAUAAUGUAUAAUAAUGGAAAUUUUAUAUGAGUAAGCAUUUUCAAACACAUAUUAGUGGAUAUCAGUAUUUCAAUAUUUCUUAUGUUUUUAAUUUCACAGUUAUCAAUGUUAACUUACUUUGCUUAGUACUUGAAUAUCCCUUAUGCCCAGUAUAUUAGAUACUUAAUGGUAGCAGCAUAAGACUUCAACCGGUUAUCAUGGCUCAGCACCAAAGAUUACAAGUACCUCACUGUGGUGCAGUUAUAAAUUUUCAAAAUGGUAACUAACCUAGAUGUGACUACAGGAAGCUUCAUUAUGAUGAAAGCAAGUAAGUUCAUAUAUACUCAGAAGCUGGAAAGGUGUCCUGAUUCUUCCUUCACCUAUACCCCAACCUAAUGUGUCCUCAGUAAGACUGGGAGAGUAUUAUCGCUCCUCUUAAGAUAUACUUACCACUCUCAGAUUCUAGGGAAACUACCCAAAAA